AUAUGCCUCAUAUGUUAGCCUGAUUUCUUUGAAGCACGAACAAUGCGGUUUCUUCAAUAUAGCUUGUGUGUCUGUUUAUUCUUCUAUUUGCCUAUAUCCGUCAAGGCUGGCGAACGUGUAGAAACCCACCGACAAUGUCAGCUGAUCCAAAAACAAAACUUGAAGAUGAACUUAUUCAUAAACUUCAAACAGAAGAAAAAGUAAAUGAUGCUCUUGUAGGCAAACACAUGCUCUGCAUGUUUACUAAGAUGCAUAUUAUGAACGAAAAUGGAGAUAUAGAUGCGGAUGUACUAAGAACAAAAGCUCAGAGAGUUUUGACAGAUCAGGACAAACUUGAUGCGUUGAUCAAAAGAUGUAGUGUGAAAGAGCCAGGAAGUGCCGAAGAUGCUGCCAUACAAUUACUGAAGUGUAUUGAAAAAGACGUCCCAAUCAUGAAACAUCAAUCCACGUAAUUAAGACAUUAGAAAAUUGAAUUACAAAUAAAUACAGAUAAAUAUUAAGACAUUAAAUUGUAAAGGAUAAAAAUAAAUAAACAGUUGAUGACUUGAAGUUAUCGCU
Messenger RNA from Diabrotica balteata, 558 nucleotides. The record is from the annotation of a GenBank genome assembly. Lineage: Eukaryota; Metazoa; Arthropoda; Insecta; Coleoptera; Chrysomelidae.